Molecule: messenger RNA, 7885 nt
Organism: Myxocyprinus asiaticus (Chinese sucker)
Lineage: Eukaryota; Metazoa; Chordata; Actinopteri; Cypriniformes; Catostomidae
Product: major facilitator superfamily domain-containing protein 12-like
Exons: 10
Coding region: 3963-5426 (487 amino acids)
Biological process (GO): carbohydrate transport
Cellular component (GO): membrane
Molecular function (GO): symporter activity
Source: RefSeq, a predicted model, not a curated record
UCUAACCUUGGCUGGUUUUUAUUGUAUAAUAAUCAGCUCUUUUCACGCAAGUUAAACCUUUACAGGCUAAAUAUCACUGUUCUAAAUCAGUCAGGUGGCUUAUAAAUGAGCAGUUUUUAUUAAAUCAAAUAAUUAUAUGUUGAACAAAAGGUAUAAGAUAUUCUCAAUGGGAUCUGCAGGCAAAUUUGUGCAAAUCAGAUCAUUGGUGCACAUUAUAGUUUAACUAUACAUAGCAGAAUGUUUGGCACAACUGCAAUGUAAUUUGACAAUUAUGUGUCUAAAAUAUGUACAACCUUUAGAAUUGAGUGUCAAAAUCUAACAGCCUAAUUUUACACAUUUUGCUUACUUGUUCUCCCUCACAAUGAAUGGAAUUGAGCUUGAUUUUGUAAAAUCUCCACUUACACUGAUUUCUGCAUACUUAUGCAGGGCAGUAAGUGACGAGCCCUCAUUUUUUUUUAGCAGUUUGAAUGAUGCUCCGAGAUGUCUUCAACCCAGCAUGAUAUCUGAAACGGUAACACAUUACAGUAAGGUUCCAUUCAUUAAAAAGUUAAUGCAUUAAGUAUAAUGAACUAACAAUUAACAGUUUUAUUAAUUAUUAAUAUUUGUUAAUGCUAGAUAAUAAAAAUACAGUUGUUCACUUUUGAUUUAAAAAAUGUACCACUGUAUGUUUGAUUUAACAUUAACCAAGAUAAAAAAAUUCUGUGCGUAGAUCCCACCCCCCCGCAACCUUGUGUAAAAGUAUUGUUCAUUGUUAGUUCAUAUUAACUAAUGUUAACAAAUGGAACCUUAUUGUAGUGUUACCUCUGAAACUGGUAAAGCAUGUUGUCUAACUGUAACUCCCCCUUGAAGGGCAAAACAUCAAUCCUGCUUCUGAAGUACAUACACUAUAUUGCCAAAAGUAUUCGCUCACCUGCCUUUAGACGCAUAUGAACUUAAGUGACAUCCCAUUCUUAAUCCAUAGGGUUUAAUAUGACAUCGGCCCACCCUUUGCAGCUAUAACAGCUUCAACUCUUCUGGGAAGGCUUUCCACAAGGUUUAGGAGUGUGUUUAUGGGAAUUUUUGACCAUUCUUCCAAAAGCGCAUUUGUGAGGUCAGACACUGAUGUUGGACGAGAAGGCCUGGCUCACAGUCUUCGCUCAAAUUCAUCCCAAAGGUGCUCUAUCGGGUUGAGGUCAGGACUCUGUGCAGGCCAGUCAAGUUCUUCCACACCAAACUCGCUCAUCCAUGUCUUUAUGGACCUUGCUUUGUGCACCGGUGUGCAGUCAUGUUGGAACAGGAAGGGGCCAUCCCCAAACUGUUCCCACAAAGUUGGGAGCAUGGAAUUGUCCAAAAUAUCUUGGUAUGCUGAAGCAUUCAGUGUUCCAGUUUCACUGGAACUAAGGGGCCAAGCCCAGCUCCUGAAAAACAACCCCACACCAUAAUCCCUCCUCCACCAAACUUCACAGUUGGCACAAUGCAGUCAGACAAGUACCGUUCUCCUGGCAACCGCCAAACCCAGACUCGUCCAUCAGAUUGCCAGAUGGAGAAGCGUGAUUCGUCACUCCAGAGAACACGUCUCCACUGCUCUAGAGUCCAGUGGCGGCGUGCUUUUCACCACUUCAUCCGACGCUUUGCAUUGCACUUGGUGAUGUAUGGCUUGGAUGCAGCUGCUCGGCCAUGGAAACCCAUUCCAUGAAGCUCUCUACGCACUGUUCUUGAGCUAAUCUGAAGGCCACAUGAACUUUAGAGGUCUGUAGCGAUUGACUCUGCAGAAAGUUGGCAACCUCUGCGCACUAUGCGCCUCAGCAUCCGCUGACCCCGCUCUGUCAUUUUACGUGGCCUACCACUUCGUGGCUGAGUUGCUGUCAUUCCCAAUCACUUCCACUUUGUUAUAAUACCACUGACAGUUGACUGUGGAAUAUUUAGUAGCGAGGAAAUUUCACGACUGGACUUGUUGCACAGGUGGCAUCCUAUCACAGUACCACGCUGGAAUUCACUGAGCUCCUGAGAGCGGCCCAUUCUUUCACAAAUGUUUGUAGAAGCAGUCUGCAUGCCUAGGUGCUUCAUUUUAUACACCUGUGGUCAUGGAAGUGAUUGGAACACCUGAAUUCAAUUAUUUGGAUGGGUGAGCGAAUACUUUUGGCAAUAUAGUGUACCUGCAGGCUUGUGCUUACCACCCAUGAAGUGCUGACUCAUUGAUUUACAUAUUUUGUCUUCAACAUCAAAGUCCCAUCAAUUCCCAGUAGUGACCUAAGUCCUGUUUACUAGGUUUAAUUUGUAGCCUACUCUUUUAAACACCAAAUAAGACAUCUCAUCACUACUUUGUCGAGUGUCUAAUGGCCAGGUGACUGUUGAAUUGCCACUUGACAUGUGACUGCAAGAUCAUGUUCAGACCCAAACUGUGUGCAUUGGAGCUUGUGAGGGGUAAAAAAAACAAAGAAAUACAGUAUUAAUACAGUAUUAAUAGAUUCCAAAUUUGGAUUAUGGAAAUGUAAUAGCUGAUAAACUGUUAAUUACUAUAAUUAUAUUGUUAUUGGAAUAUCUACACUUUGUUAAACAUUGUAAAAGAAAUGUCUAAUAACAUGCUGAUGAUCAUGUUACUGGUCCUCAGUGCACACAAUUUUCCUUUUGCCAGCUUAAAGGAAUGUUCUGUGUUCAAUACAGGUUAAGCUCAAUCAACAGCCUUUGUGACAUAAUAUUGCGUAAUAUUGGCUGUAACUUUACACUGAUAAGUUUAAUAAGUGAUUUUAGCACACUUAAAUCAUGUUAACACAUUAAAUGUUUAUAUGUUGUGGCUAUACUUUGGAAACAGUGUGUAUAUUAAUGUGUAUGGAUUGGCCCCAUUCACUUCCAUUGUAAGUGCCUUACUGUAACCGUGAUUUUUUGCUUAAACAUUCAACAUUUUGCCAAAAAUGCUGUAGAUUGAGCUUGCACUGAACAUGGAACAUUCCUUUAAAGGGUUAGUUCACACACACACACACACACACACAAAAAAAUCUGUCAUCAUUCACUCGCCCUUAUGUCGUUCCAAAUUGGUAUGACUUUCUUCUAUGGAACACAAAAGGAGAUGUAAGGCUGAAUGUUAAGGGCUAAUAGGUUCAGUCUCCCUGCAGUUUCAUUGCAUCUUUUUGUCAAUACAGUGAAAGUGAAUGGUAACUGAGGCUGUUAGUCCCUAGCAUUCUGCCUAACAUCUUUACUGUUCCACAGAAGAAAGAAAAUUGUUCGGGUUUGGAACAAAACGAGGGAACAGACCUGUCUGUUCAAAUUUGUCCCUCUAUGGUUACGAAGAAUUCAGGAAAAAAAAAAACUAUUAAUUAAAACAUAUUUGCGAUGUCUGACAGGUUAAUUCCCUUUACAAGAGUGUACAAUGGUUACUACAUUUAUUGUUACUGUAAAAUCAAAUAUUAGGUUUUCUUUAAAAAGUGCAAGAAUUUUGUUGCCUUUUUUUUUUUUUACGGAUUUAUUGUAAUGACACUAACUGUAACUAUUGUAUUUUGGUAGAAACUGUUAUCAUGGUAAACAUUUGUAAGGGUGUGAGCACAAACAAUUCUGUAAGAAGGUUAGGAGGUUUCAAUUAAAAAGACAAAUUGUAUGUGGCCAAAUACUGUAAGCACACAAGCCAAGGCUAUAUACCCUGGCCUGUUAUUUUUCCACUUCUCAAAGAGUGUAUUUGCUGUCUAUGGAAAUGAUCAUUAUGAAACUUCCCCUUCCCCAGAAUAACGUGGGUGUGACCUGUAGAUUUAAAACCGAAAACAGAGGCUGCUGGAUGCAAACAAUUAUUGACAGAAACGAUUUCACUUUUGUCUACGUUAACUCCAGAAAGUCUUGUGCUUGUUGGAAAAGCUAAAUAUUUAGCAUAUUUUGUAGAAACGUCUGUUGGUGAAUCUUACUGUGAGAAGAUUUAAGUUUCAGUAUCAGUCCGUAGACAAAGCAGCUCUCUGUCACCCUGAACAACGAGCCGCUGAUUGUUUCCUUCACUCACAAUGUCGGAUCAGCCAGUGACUUUACCCGUCUGUAGGAGACUUACGUAUGCCGUGGGACACUUCUUCAACGACCUCUGCGCGUCCAUGUGGUUUACCUAUUUACUGGUGUACUACCACUCGGUUCUCGGUUUCCAGGACACUAACGCAGGUGCGCUGCUGCUGGUGGGGCAGAUCGCGGAUGGGAUCUGCACGCCUCUCAUCGGCUAUGAAUCCGAUCGGACUUCGGGAUGUGGGACAUAUGGGAAAAGAAAAACCUGGCAUUUAGUGGGAACAUUAAGUGUUUUCGCCUCCUUCCUCUUCAUAUUUAACCCCUGUAUUGGAUGUGAUGAGGACACCCCACAGAUGGCAGGGCUCAUUUAUGUCAUCCCAUUUAUCAUCAUCUUCCAGUUUGGCUGGGCUGCCACCCAGAUAUCCCACUUGUCGCUUAUUCCUGAGCUGGUCACAUGUGAGCAUGCCAGAGUUGAACUUACAUCAUACAGAUAUGCUUUUACAGUGAUGGCCAAUAUCACUGUAUAUGCUGUGGCGUGGCUGUUGUUUCAAUUUCAGUCACAACAGAUGGAUGAUCCAUCUAUCUCUCAGAAUCUGGGCUGGGUCGAUGUUCCCACAUUCAGAUAUCUGGCCCUGAUUGUGUGGAGCAUCGGUACUGUUUUCUCCAUCAUUUUUCACCUGGGAACAAAAGAGAGAGUCCAGCCUCAUGUGAGUGAACCAGAUGCAGGGGAGUAUCAGCCUCUAAUUCCUCGCUCUUCCCCGAACUCCGGCGUUGUGCUCCAGUGGAAACACUGGCUUGUGGAGCCUGCCUUCUAUCAGGUUGCCGUACUAUAUAUGUGCACUAGACUGAUUGUAAAUUUGUCCCAAGCUUACAUCCCAAUGUAUUUGACAAAAUCCUUAUCACUGCCAAAGAACUACAUCGCAACUAUUCCCCUGGUCAUGUAUGUCUGUGGGUUUGUGUCUUCUCUGGUUAUGAAGCCUGUCAGUAAACAGAUCGGCACCUCUAUGACCUAUUUUGCUGGCCUUGUGCCAAUCAUGGCAUUUUCCUACUGGGUGUUACUGGAUAUGAACAUGGGCACACGGGUUUACGGAGCUGCCGUGCUGCUGGGUGCUGGAUCUGCUGUCAUUCUGGUUAUGUCACUAUCCAUGACUGCCAAUCUCAUUGGAGAUCAAACGCAAAGUGGUGCCUUUGUUUACGGUGCAAUGAGCUUCACAGAUAAGGUGGCCAAUGGACUUGCAGUGAUGAUAAUACAGGCCUUAUACCCCUGUCAUACACAGGAAUCCGAUUGCAUGUGGUUCUACCACAAUGUCAUGGUGAUUGUUACUGGGGGCGUGGCGGGUUUUGCAGCUCUCUGUCUCUGUACCAUCAUCAUCUGGCCAAUCACAAUUCGCCGACGUCUGGCUGUCAUCACAGGCCUGAUGGGUACACACGAAGAAGAAACAAACAGCUGUAGGGUCAAUGGAAGAUUAAACUGAUGGACUCUUGCAAUUGUAAACAAUCAGCACACUGUGGCAGAUCAGGAUGCACUGCAGAGAACUAUGUGUUCCAUUUUGUCACUUAUCAGGAACAAGGAAGAUGAGAAAAUGUGCUGUGGUCACGGGUGCCUGUUUCAGCACUUUAGAUAUGCAAGUUUCUGCAUUGUUCUUUGAUUCUCAAGAGAGUCUUUGUGUGUCGUAUUUUAAAAUAUGAGCUCAGGUCUGUCACAUGGAGAGAUGUCUCAAAUAAAGCAACAAUUAUAUGACACAUUCAAGAGACAUGUGGAAGUUCUGCUCUGCUGAAAUUUUCUAAAAAUUCCACUCAAGAUUGAAAACAAAUUCAGUUUGUAGGAAAAUGUUACAAAAGUUAAAGGUGAACUGUACAAUUUCUGCUCCACUAGCAUCAACUAACACUUGGUUGAGCCAGUGUUACUAUGCCAGGCUGGUUUCUUAAAGGGGAUAUGACAUAUUAUUUUUUAUAGUUUAUUAUUUUUCCUGAGGUCCUCUGAUAAUGUUAGUAAGGUAUUUUUUGCACCAAAACAGUCAUAAUUUAGUAAUAUGUUAUAUUUUCCACCCUAUCUCUGGCCCUUUGUCUGAAAAGCUCUGUUUUGGCCAAAGUGUAAAGGUAGCCAGCUAUUACGUGCUGUGCAGUGUGUGAAAACCUCACUCCCCUGGCCUCAAGAGGCGCACUAGUGACUGACAUUAGAAGCUGUAGCCUUUAGCCUCCUUGUUAGCGCACCCGUCUCCCAUGCCGGAGAAGCCGGUUUGAAGGUGCUCAAAUAAUACAACAAGAAUGGAACAUGAGACACAAAAACACGUCAUGGUAAUCAUGGUAUAUCUAUAUUCGCUUAAAAUUCCCAUAUGUGGACAGUAAAUUGUGACUGGAAUAUGAAUUAUGUAAUGCAGUUACAGUUGAAGUCAGAAGUUUACAUACACUUAGGUUGAAGUCAUUGAAACUAAUUUUUUAACCACUCCACAGAUUUAAUAUUAGCAAACUACAGUUUUGGCAAGUCGUUUAGGACAUCUAUUUGUGCAUGACAUGAGUAAUUUUUCCAACAAUUGUUUACAGACAGAUUGUUUCACUUUUAAUUGAUUAUAUCACAAUUCCAGUGGGUCAGAAGUUUACAUACACUAAGUUAACUGUGCCUUUAAGCAGCUUGGAAAAUUCCAGAAAAUUAUGUCAAGCCUUUAGACAAUUAGCCAAUUAGCUUCUGAUAGGAGGUGUACUGAAUUGGAGGUGUACCUGUGGAUGUAUUUUAAGUCCUACCUUCAAAUUCCGUGGCUCUUUGCUUGACAUCAUGGGAAAAUCAAAAGAAAAAAAUUGUGGACCUCCACAAGUCUGGUUCAUCCUUGGGAGCAGUUUCCAAAUGCCUGAAAGUACCACAUUCAUCUGUACAAUCAAUAGUACUCAAGUAUAAACACCAUGGGACCAUGCAGCCAUCAUACCGCUCAGGAAGGAGAUGCAGUCUGUCUCCUAGAGAUGAACGCAGUUUGGUGCGAAAAGUGCGAAUCAAUCCCAGAACAACAGCAAAGGACCUUUUGAAGAUGCUGGAGGAAACAGGUAGACAAGUAUCUAUCCACAGUAAAACGAGUCCUAUAUCGACAUAACCUGAAAGGCUGCUCAGUAAGGAAGAAGCCACUGCUCCAAAACUACCAUAAAAAAGCCAGACUACAGUUUGCAAGUGAACAUGGAGACAAAGAUCUUUUUUUGGAGAAAUGUCCUCUGGUCUGAUGAAACAAAAAUUUAACUGUUUGGCCAUAAUGACCAUCAUUAUGUUUGGAGGAAAAAGGGUGAGGCUUGCAAGCCGAAGAGCACCAUCCCAACCGUGAAGCAUAGGGGUGGCAGCAUCAUGAUGUUGGGGUGCUUUGCUGCAGGAGGGACUGGUGCACUUCACAAAAUAGAUGGCAUCAUGAGGAAGGAAAAUUAUGUGGAUAUAUUGAAGCAACAUCUCAAGACAUCAGCCAAAAAAUUAAAUCUUGGUCGCAAAUGGGUCUUCCAAAUGGACAAUGAAUCCAAGCAUAGCUCCAAAGUUGUGGCAAAAUGGCUUAAGGACAACAAAGUCAAGGUAUUGGAUUGGCCAUCACAAAGCCCUGACCUAAAUCCGUUAGAAAAUUUGUGGGCAGAACUGAAAAAGCGUGUGCGAGCAAGGAGGCCUAAAAACCUGAUUCAGUUACACAAAUCCUCCUUCUGGCUGGAGGAAUGAGCCAAUAUUCCAGCAACUUAUUGUGAGAAGCUUGUGGAAGGCUAUCCAAAAUAUUUGACCCAAGUUAAACAAUUUAAAGACAAUGCUACCAAAGUGUAUGUAAACUUCUGACCCACUAAGAAUGUGAUGAAUGAAAUAAAAGCUGAAAUAAAUAAUUCUCUCUACUAUUAUUCUGACAUUUCACAUUCUUAAAAAAAACCUAAGACAGGUAAUGUUUUCUAUGAUUAAAUGUCAGGAAUUGUGAAAAAAAAAAAA